AGGAACGCGGAAGAUAAUUCGGGCGUAAAUACUUGGGUGUGGAUGUGGCAAACAACACAUUGAAGUAAAUUGAAAAAAAAGGAACACGAAAGAUAAUUCGGGCGUAAAUACUUGGGUGUGGAUGUGGAGUUUUAACAUGGAGUGUAAUUUCUAAUAGGCUAUAUCUGUACAUAUAAAUAACGAGAAUUGUAGAACAUAAACAAACAAGCAGUGCGCAAUAUGUGGUAAAUAAUUUGAUUACAAACGCACUCAACUAAACAACAAGGAUAAAAGCACCAUGAAAGAAAACAACAACAAACGAAGUAAAAUAUGACAAGUGCAUUGCCCUGGCGUUACAACUUCAGUUUUAAUCAAAAUUUGCUUAGUGCAGUAGUAUACAAUUAGGUCUAUAUUAAGCAAACAAUGCCUCUUCUUCAGGCUGGAAUGUGUCCGUUACUGACUGAAAGUAUAGUUGCAAAACUAGCUUCUAAUGGAGUAAAAAGAGUAUUGGAUUUUAUUUGUACGGAACCAAGUAAAAUUACAUCUCAGUGUGAGGUUCAAUAUAAAACUGUUUUAUCGAUACGACGUGUAUUGCUUGCUGAAUAUUCAUCAUUUCCCUUGAAUGGUUUGAAUCUAUAUGAAGAAUCAAUUGCUACCCUUUCAAUUCUUUCAACAAAUUGUACAGAGUUGGAUGAUCUUUUAUCGUCUGGUAUAUUUACUGGAGAAGUGACAGAAAUCUGCGGUUCAUCUGCGGCUGGAAAAACACAAUUAUGCACGGGGCUUGCAAUCAAUAUAGCUGCCUCGUUAAGGCAAAAUGUGAUAUAUAUUGACUGCAGCUCUGGUUUUUCCCCAGAAAGGGCUGCUCAAAUGAUUAAAACAAAUUUUGGUGAGACGUUAUCACAUAUUAGAGUAUGUAAAUGCACAUCAACUUAUCAUCUCCUUGACAUAUUAUCAAUGAUUCGUGGAAAUUUAAACUCACAUGAUACUGGCUUCACCUUAAGCUUGAAAGCAAUUAUCAUUGAUUCCUUAUCAGCUGUUUUACUCUCUGAUUUAAAAAAUUUAUCAUAUGUUGAAGGACAAUCUCUGGCAACAUCAGUAAAAAAAGAAAUUAAUGCCAUAGCGAAAGAUUUUACUCUAGCUGUUGUAGUUACUACAAACACAUAUUUUAAUAUUGAUUCUGACUCUUCUCCAAAUGCUGGAUUUGGUCAUUCGUGGAAUUCUGCUGUAGCGACGCGAAUAUAUUUAUCCAAAUCAAAUGUUUUGAAAAAUGUAAAUGAUAAUUCAAUAGAACAUGGAAUUAUACCUAUUAAAGUUACUGUGUUCAAAUCUCACCAUGCAAAAAUAGGUGCUAGUAUUAACUUACAGUUAACUGAAAAAGGUUUUUGUCCACUAUAGCAGUGCUGCAUAUGAAAAUGUUUGCUAUUUGAAAUAAAUUUAGCUGUAAAGGUUUCUGUCCACUGUGGUAGUGUUGUAUAUUCAAAUGUUUCAUAUUUAAAAUGUUUUGUGUUGAAAUUGUGUUAUAAUCUUUUUUUCAUAUUGUUUAUAUCUAAAUUAUUUUGGCGUAAUGUUUAGUAAAUGCAUUGUCUCAACUUGUUUUUAUUAUGACCUUGUCAUACACAUCAUCUUCUGCGAAGUAUUGAAUUUUCUACUCCUUGAUUAUCAAGAAAUGUUUUGCUUUCAUGUGACUGUUUUGUUCUGCUCAUUAAGAGCCUUGUUAGAAGUAGCAUGGAUACUAUUAUAGCUUGAGGUUUACCGCUGCAUUUUUCAUUCCAAAUAUGUAACAAUUAUUCGGAACACUUUCUAUGACUAAUUUAGUGAUGUAUUACAUGGAUCUGAUUCUAAUCUUAACAUGGUAGGUAGACCUCAGAUAUAGAUUAGGUGACAUAUGACACUUGGCAGUAGACUUCAUGCUAUAGUAGCACCAAUUUAUGUUCCCAAAACAAUCAUAUUAAAUUGAUUGAUAAAUUGACCGACUUUUAUCUGAAAGACAUAUCUUUAAGUUGGUUCACCUCUCUAGAGACUUGGGGGGUUAUAAUUUCUCCAUUGCCUAUUUUUGUAACUAAUUGAUUAUUUUGUUCUUUGGUAGAA
Styela clava is the source of this 2067-nucleotide messenger RNA. Its product is annotated as DNA repair protein RAD51 homolog 4-like. Gene Ontology annotation, biological process: reciprocal meiotic recombination; DNA strand invasion; telomere maintenance. The record is from RefSeq and is a predicted model, not a curated record. Lineage: Eukaryota; Metazoa; Chordata; Ascidiacea; Stolidobranchia; Styelidae. Gene Ontology annotation, molecular function: ATP-dependent DNA damage sensor activity; ATP binding; single-stranded DNA binding. Gene Ontology annotation, cellular component: replication fork; Rad51B-Rad51C-Rad51D-XRCC2 complex; microtubule organizing center.